AUGAAGAAGUACCUUCAGGAGGUGAAGGAUCGAAUCAGUGGUCUUCAAGUCAAAUUCGUCCAAAUCCCGAGGGAGGAAAACGAAUGCGCCAAUCAUCUAGUGAAGGCCGCUUUAGCAGAAUUCAUGCUCGUCCCCGAUCAGACAACUGCGGGAGGAACUCACCCCUAUGACGGCCCCGUGGCCGCUUGCUUAAUGGGGAUUAGAUAUCAUGGGCCCCUUCCCAACAGUAGUCAGGCAGCUAAAUGGGUGGAAGCAGAAGCCCUAGCCACUAUCACAGAGAAGAACAUCCGAAGUUUUGUCUGGAAGAACAUCAUUUGUAGGUAUGGGAUACCCAGGGUGCUUGUCUCUGACAACGGAAAGCAGUUUGACAACAAUGCAUUCAGGGAUUUCUGCUCGGAGUUAGGGAUCAAGAACCACUACUCGUCACCUGCUCAUCCACAAGCCAAUGGACAGGUUGAAGUUACAAACCGAUCCUUGCUCAAAAUCAUCUAG
Quercus robur (English oak) is the source of this 492-nucleotide messenger RNA. RefSeq lists its product as uncharacterized. Gene Ontology annotation, molecular function: nucleic acid binding. The transcript is spliced from 2 exons. The coding region runs from base 1 to 492 and encodes 163 amino acids. Gene Ontology annotation, biological process: DNA integration. The record is from RefSeq and is a predicted model, not a curated record. NCBI's taxonomy places the organism in Eukaryota, Viridiplantae, Streptophyta, Magnoliopsida, Fagales, Fagaceae.